AUGGGGAAUCAGACAAUUCUGAAUGAAUUCUUCCUCUCUGGACUGUCCGAUAUUCCGGCUCUUCAGCUCCCUCUCUUCCUCUUCUUCCUUCUCAUCUACCUUCUGACAUUACUCUGGAAUUUGCCAAUCAUCUCCCUCAUAGUCAGUGACUCUCACCUCCAUACCCCUAUGUAUUUCUUUCUUGGGAAUCUGGCCAGCUUGGACCUCUGCUGUUCCUCAGUCAUCAUCCCACGAAUGUUAUUUGACCUUCUCACCCAGAGAAGAAAGAUUACCAUGACGGCGUGUAUAACCCAAAUGUUUUUCUUUAUGUUAUUUGGCAUGUCUGAGAUAUUUCUGUUGGCUGUCAUGUCCUAUGAUCGAUACAUUGCUGUGUGCCAGCCAUUGCAUUAUGUUCAGGUGAUGAGUUGGAAAGUUUGUGUUUACUUGGCAUCUGGUUCCUGGUUCCUCGGGUUCACACAUUCUUUAAUUCACACACUGUGUGCCUUGAAAUUAACAUUCUGUGGAUCAGAUAUUAUAGAAAGUUUCUUCUGUGAUCUCCCUCAGUUGUUUCGGAUCUCCUGCAGUGACAUCUACAUCAACAUUCUGCUCACCUUUCUCCUGGGUGGCGUCUUUGCAGGUGGGUCUCUAAUGUUGACCUUCCUGCCCUAUGUCUCUAUAUUUAAAACUGUCCUAAAAAUGCAAGUUAAGGGCAACAUGAGCAAAGUUUACUCUACAUGUACCUCUCACCUGACAGUGGUCUUCAUAUUUUAUGGCUCCAUUGUGUUUAAUUAUUUCCUUCCAAACCCAAGUCAUUAUGGUGGUGACAAAGUGGUGUCUGUCUUUUACACGGUCAUUCUUCCUCUUCUCAAUCCCCUGAUAUACAGUCUGAGGAACCAGGAUUUAAAAUCAGCAUUCAACGAUUUUGUGAAGACGAUAAUUCCCGACAUAAUAUAG
Messenger RNA from Nanorana parkeri, 933 nucleotides. RefSeq names its product olfactory receptor 5B12-like. Gene Ontology annotation, molecular function: G protein-coupled receptor activity; olfactory receptor activity. Gene Ontology annotation, biological process: G protein-coupled receptor signaling pathway. Gene Ontology annotation, cellular component: membrane. The transcript has a single exon. The coding region runs from base 1 to 933 and encodes 310 amino acids. The record is from RefSeq and is a predicted model, not a curated record. Lineage: Eukaryota; Metazoa; Chordata; Amphibia; Anura; Dicroglossidae.